AUAAUGAAGAAGAUAAUAACUUGGAUAAUAAUUUAUAUAAUAAUUUUGAUAAUGAAUCAAGUGAUAGUUCUGAUGAUAAAUUAGAUGAUGAAUUAGAUAAUAAAUUAAAUAAUGAAAUAAAUGUUGAGUUAGAUAAUGAGUCAGAUAAUGAAUCAAAUGAUGAACUAAAUGAUAAACUAGAGAAUGAAGUAAAUGAUGAAUUAGAUAGUGAUGAGUUAGAUAAUGAAUUAUAUAAAGAAAUUUUAAAUAAUAAAAGUAAUAAUUAUUUAGAUGAUAAUUAUUAUAAUAAUG
Dentiscutata heterogama is the source of this 291-nucleotide messenger RNA. The record is from the annotation of a GenBank genome assembly. NCBI's taxonomy places the organism in Eukaryota, Fungi, Glomeromycota, Glomeromycetes, Diversisporales, Gigasporaceae.